This is a messenger RNA of Protobothrops mucrosquamatus (brown spotted pit viper), 849 nucleotides long. RefSeq names its product oxidative stress-responsive serine-rich protein 1-like. The transcript has 3 exons. Bases 7 to 849 code for a protein of 280 amino acids. NCBI's taxonomy places the organism in Eukaryota, Metazoa, Chordata, Lepidosauria, Squamata, Viperidae. Gene Ontology annotation, biological process: cellular response to hydrogen peroxide. The record is from RefSeq and is a predicted model, not a curated record.
CUAACAAUGUUGGAGAAUGAGGAAAAUCUCCAGGCAGCUUUCAAAAAGUUAAGAGUUGAUUCAGAACGAUCCACUGCUUCUCUCCCUGUGAGUGAGGGGGCAUCUCCACAAACAUUUGUAGAAAAUACAGAUGAAUCCAAAGUGAAGAUGACAUUAGGAUCUAAAGAAAGUUGGCACUGGUGUUUGAAAAAACCUUUGAGAGGAACAAUUCGAACCCAACGUCACCGGCGAUCAAAGUCUCCAGUACUCCAUCCUCCUAAAUUCAUCCAUUGCACUAAACAAAUGCCUUCCUGUAGCCAACCCAUCCACAAGAACCUAACAGAUGCUUUUCAAAGCAACAAAGAUUUGGAUGUGCCGAAGAAAUUUUCUGAAAAUGAACUGGGCAGUCAUCCUCUAGAAUUUGGCAAGAAGGAAUCAGAUGUCAAAGAUUCCGAGGCAUCCAUGAUUGGAAUACCAAAGAAUAUUUCUGAAAAUAUUGGUAGCGUUCUUCCCACAGAAAUUCUAAAGGUCUCAGAUCUUUCUGAUUUCCAGUCUGUGUCUGAACAAAAUAAAGGGAAUUUUUGUGCAUGUGUAAAGAAUGAAUGCCAGUGUAAGCAAUGGCAAAACCUGAAUGUGUACAUGUUUUCUGACAUACAGAACUCCCUCCAGGGUGUGUCUGAAAGAGCAGCACAUGUGCAAGACAGUUCACAGCUCACAUCAAGAAUUUCCUCCAGUUCUCUCAAAUCUUGCUCUGAACAAGCCAGAGCUCAUGUAGAUGAUGUGACUAUUGAAGACCUUUCAGGUUACAUGGAAUACUUCCUGCAUAUCCCUAAGGAAAUGUCGCACAUGGCGGAAAUGAUGUAUACCUGA